CAGCAAUAGAAACAGCUCACACGACCAUUUACGCUUUUCAUUUUCUUUUAGAGAACAUGAACAACAACACAUACGAACGACAUGAACAACAGCAAGAGAAGAUAGAUACCCAAAGGAAAUGAACAGUAACAUCAGAAGAUAGAUACCCAAAGGUAAUGAACAACAGCAGAAGAUCGAUACCCUAAGUCCGAUCAUGAGGAGCACAAGACCAUUCCCUCAGAUGAGCAUGACAACAAAAACAUUCAUUCCGAAUUAAGACUUCCGAAAAUCCAUCUUCAGAAGCACGUUGGGCCUCCAGUGUAAGGGGGAAACGGGUCCAAGAUGACCUUCAAGAUGGAUCUCCGGAAGGUCUAUCUAAGAAAAGGUGUUUGCUUGUCGAGGUCCUCUCACUGCCUUCCUGUGGGCUCCUACUGCCUGGCUCUCGGUGUUUGUUUGCGAUGCUUGGAGCAGAAAACGCUACCGUGCGCGAACGUCCUGGUUUGCAGUCGGGGAUCAAGAGCAAGACUACAGCAACGAAGUUACGGUCGGAGUCUAUAAAUCUUCUAGCGAUUAUUUUCCUUUCAUGACCAUCUAUAAGUAUUCAUGAUCUCCUGCCCGUCCCGAAAAAGCAAAUUUCAAAAAUUUUCUUGCCGCAAUUGUAACUUCUAAGUAUGCCAAAAAUUAUGAUCAGCAUAGUCCAAGUCCAGGCCCACCUAAGUCGUAGAUAGGGUUUUUGUCUCUCAUUUAAACACCAGAAGGCGAAAGCUGUAGCGCUCUCAUAGCCAUGCCAGCUGUAUUGAGGGUCCUCUGCUUCAGCUCUAACACCGCAGCCACGGUCAGGAGCCGCGCCACAGUUGUACCGCACAGCUCUACAGGUAGCGGGCAAGGAGACAGCACUGCGACGGCCUUUGACUCCAGCUUUUUAGCAACGCAGGUAAUAGCUACGCCACCUCCAGAAGGCUUCUCGGAAAAUUGGGAGAGGUUGGGCGUGCCGAAGGUGCGUAAAUACGUUCCCGACGAUACGAAGCCAAUGCUACGACUCGUCACGGAACAGUCAGGUCUGGUGGACCUCGAUCUCCGCACGAAUGACGCAGCGGAAGCGGAGGAUUUGCCGCGGCCGAUUGUUUGGUUCGAGGGAGAAACUCGCGGAGGAUAUGUGGAGCGGAGAAGAGCGUACCCACCCAGCAUUUCUGCAGCUGGCGGACCCACGUUUCUCUCGCCAAUGAUCGACGGUAAAACGGAGUGGGUUCUGUGGGAGACACCGAAGUCGGACCGGGAGGACAGGGAGUACCAGUUCUCAGAGGCUACCAGCUUCGCCAUCAUCUCAGAAGCGCAGAAGCAAGCAAUCUGUAAUAAUGCCGGCCAACUGUAUGAGGUCAGAGCAGCCGGGGUGCCUGGACGUACUUCUUCUCGUGACGGAGAUCAAUCCGCAACACCUAAGUCACCUAGUGGGGGAGGAGCUAGGCCAGCACCAAAGGGGUUCUCGAAGAAGUGGGACGGGUCAACGGAGAAACGGCCGGCAGUUGAUGGGAGUGAAGAAAUAACACUGAGCAGGAAAGGACAUCCUCCAGUACCAGGAACAGUAGUGCUGCUUACAGAGGACGACGUCUCCGCCGAGGGCUCCUUUUACAGUGCCGUGCACUAUUCAAGUGACCUGGAGGAUGAGUUUUCAAUUUUCGUUGAUGGAAAGUCGCUAACGAUGACAGCUGAGAGUAUCCAAAUGGCGAGAAUCAAAGCCACAGAAGGAGAAGAAGGUCAAGGCGAAUGGCUUCUGUGGAAUACACACGACCUGAAGAGCAGGUUCUACAUCAUCUCGUCAGGCCAUAAGACUAGAAUACUUAAGAGAAUCGGAGCGAGGGCUCUCCGAGGCUGGACUACAAAAGUGGAGAUGCAACAGAACGAAGGAAGCGGUAAGACACCAUCGUCAUCAUCGUCACCAUCUCCGCCACGUGCAUCAGACAAGUCUUCUAGAAGUGGAGCAGAAGCGGGGCCAUCUAGUGGCAGAAAAAGUGGGGCAUCUAGCUGGGGAGGAGCUGAUCCACCACGAGGGUGUUCGCAGGCGUGGGCCGGGCCAAUGAAGGAAAGGCCAGAAUUGGAUCAAAGUGAAAUAGUAACAAUUAGCAGGGGUGGACAAGGCAGAGCUAGUCCAGGAGUACAGCUGCUUUCGAAAUUCGACGUCCGCCAACUGGGUUCCUUCUACCGUGCCCAGCGCAGUUCACUUGGUUCGGAGAAGUUCCCAGUUAGCAGUGAGGGAUCGUCAAUCGCACUAACGAUGAUAGCCACGAGCAUCAGAAUGGCGAAAAUAGUCGACAAAGCAGAUUGGCUUCUGUGGAAUGCAGAUGGCCGUGACGGUGACCAACAGGAGUUCUACAUCAUCUCGUCAGGCCAUAAGACUAGGAUACUUGAGAACAUCCAAAUGCUCGGAGAUGAGUGGGAGAUUACAGAGGUGGAGAAGCAACAGAACGAAGGAAGUGCUAAGACACCAUUGUCGCCAUCGUCACAACCUUCACCACAUCCACCAGGCGGGUCUUCUACAACUAGUGGAGGAGGAGGAGGAGCUAGGCCACCUUGGAGGGGACGAGCUGAGCCACCACCAGGGUUCUCGCAGACGUGGGACGGGGACAAGGAGGAGAGGCCAAACGCUGAUGCGAGUACACAAGUGACAUUAAACAGGAAUGAAGAAGGGACAGCUGGAGUAGUGCUGCUUCCACAAGACUACGCCAAGCAGAAGCCAUUCUACAGUGCCACGCGGUUGUCGUCUGCUCCUGAGAAUGAGUUUUCGGUAGUCGUUAAUGGAAAGGAACUAACUACGACAGCCAAGAGCAUCGAAAUGGCGAAAAUAGUCGGCAAAGCCGAAUGGCUUCUGUGGAAUACAGGUGACAAACUCAAGUUCUACAUCAUCUCGUCAGAGCAUAAGACUAGCAUACUUGAGAAAAUGGAGAAGGAAAAAAAACCUCCGGAACAAGAACAAGAUCCAAAACCCCAAAAGCUGUUCUCGUUCUCGAGAGGCUGGGAGACUGUUGAGCCACUGACCCUAAAUGUCCAGGACGGUCCAUGCUCACAACUAACGUUGCAGCACAGCGAUUCCGAAUAUGAACCACCGCUGCGAAGGCCGCCCGGUUACUAUAAGUGUACAUGGGAUGAAGAGUCACUACUCAAAAAAAGAAAAGUAAGUUGGAUGGACGGCCAACUUAUACUGGACACCGAUGGUGAAAACCUCAUGAUGCUGGCGCAACUGCGAGAAGACGAGACGCAUAAGCGUGGCGGCUUCGAACCGGAAUGGGUUCUGUGGAAGCACGGAACAGACUUCGCGCAUCCGCCUUCUUUGAGUUCUACAUCAUCUCAGCGCUCGCCUUUCUACAUCAUCUCAGCAGAACAGAUGGAAGCGGUGCGUGCGCAUUCCAGUCCAAGGAAUCCGUACGGCAGGUAUCGGAUCGAGGAGGUGGUACUAGGAGGAACAACUGGGGCUGAUUCAUCAUCAUCUAGUGAAGGAGAGCCUGACGCUGAAAGACAGCGACCAAGUACUGCUCGGCCACCUGGUGGAGGAUCAUCUACAUCUGACCAAGCAGCUGGAGGAGGAAGACGCCAGGGAGACCAUCAGAAGGCACCGACAGGACCAGGAGCUGCAGGUCAGCAGGGAGCCUACAGUGCUGGUCCAGGACGAGCGGCGCCGCCAGAUAGAAACUCAAGAAGUGGGCCUGAUGAUCCUGAUCCUGAAAGACCUGGACCACACCCGCAAUCGAGUAGCAGUGAAGAUCGUCCUCAGGGGUCACCACGUGAAGAUGAGGAAUCACCACGUCGUAAGCACUAUCCAGGAGCAAAGGGUAAACGAAGCAGGACUGCCGCGGCUGCCGCAAACAGCCCAAAAGAAGAACCAUCUGGGCCAAAUGGUGGAGCAAGACCUGGACCUAAAAGACCGCAGCCCGGAGGUAGUGGCAAAAGAGAUGGGCAGCCAUCAGGAUCUGGUAGUGGUAGUGCAGGAACACCUAAGACGCCACAGCCUGGUCCUAAACAAUCAGUGGUAGAGGUCAUUCUACGUCCAAAGGCUCAGUUGGAUGCGACUGAAGAACUAACGCCGAAGACGUCUACAACCGGAGGCAUAGUACUCCUUCCACUUCGAAACAAGGGCUCGGCCAAGCCGCACUUCUACAAAGCCACGUGCACUAGUAUGCCGGCUCCUUGUGAGAAAGUAGAGAUCAAGAGUGAAGCUGCGUCUCAACUUCAUCUGCCGAGAGCGAAACGUGUCCGAAUACAACCACUAGUACACCACCAUUCGUCAACAGCCAAAGCGAUGGAGUACGCUGUAUGGGAUCCAGAUCAAACCCUGUCUUCCUCUCCUCCAGGUCUUUCAACGCCGGCUCCUGGCCCUGAGGAUUUUGAAGAUGCAGAAACCUUCUACAUCAUCUCAGCAGAACAACGGGAAAUGAUUCUUCGUGAAACUGAAAAGUCGAGUGACUUUACGAUCAAGAAGCGUAUUCCUUCGCAUCCGUGCAGAAAACUGACCGGCUUGCCCGCGGAUAAGAUAGCACUAUGCAAGGACGAGAUGACGGGAGAGGACGUGAAACGAUUCCGUGAGGACGAGAAGGACGCCACAACUUAUGGCUUUCUUUCCAUAUUCUAACUCCACUGCGACGCCCAAAGCACGCAAAGUACAUUAGCUGGCUAAGCUCCCUAGAUAGUCCGGAGGUCGUUCGUAACCCUAUUCGCAGCGUAUGCUACCUCUUUUGCAUUUUAACAAAUCAACUGAACAGCGCUCAUGGUUUUCUUUCGAUAUAAUUCUAACUCUACUGCGACGCGCAAGUCGCACAAAGUAAAUUAGCCGGUUCAUUUCCCUCGAUAGUUCGGAGGUCGUUCAUAACCCUAUUCGCAACAUAUUCUAGCUCUAUUGCAUUUAUUAGCAAAUCAACUGUAACUGAGCCGCAUCAUUUAGACAAAGAUUGCACUUGCUAACAUCUUGGCUCUCUGUCUUGUCUUCACCUGUAAAUAAAGGCUAAAUAGUUCUCGUUCUGGAGGUUACACAUUCUUCCCGCAAGUCUGACAUAUAAGCAGAGACAAUUGCAUUCCGAUUUUCACGGUCCACGCCUUCCUUAACCUUGAUCGAAGACUGGAACCCCCACCCUCUUUUCAUGAAAACGAUGGGAUCACCGGAAGCGUCAAGCGACGCAUUUUGCUGAGAUGGCACCCGGAUAAGGCCGAGGACCCUGAAAACUCUCCUUUUUGGCGGUCUAUGAUAUUUCAGUACUUCAACAACAUGAUGAAUACCAACAAGAUUAGUCCUCCAGUUCUCUAGUCCAACCAAGUAAGCGCUUACUAAACAUCUUUCAAGAAGAUACUCAUUGAUAGUUUCGCAUGGCAGUUGCACAAGAGCAGAUAGAUUGAUGUUAGAAGGCUGUUGUGGUACUCAAAAAAUACUUCUGGUGACGAAACAAAAGACUGGACAGUAAUCUUUUUGAUAUAUUUAUGUGUGACAAAUCUGUCGCCUCUGGUAGUGGAAGUGGAGACGACGAUUGCAUAGAAACCAAAGUACUAGUCAAGCACAUUUUUCGAAAAAAACGUUGCGCACUCUCCUCCAGCAGCUAGCAUAGCCAACAAGAAUGCAUCUGUAAGUGUAUUUCGAUUUUAUGAUUGUGGGCGAGAGCUGCCACGACAUAAGCUGCAGGAACAUGGAAUGAGAAGAAGCAGCAGUAGUAGCUGUCUUAGACUGCAUCGACCAACAUAAAUAUAAUGCACCUGUACCUUACAACGGGACGAAGACGAUCACAACUAGACGAGAGGAUCAGGCUUCUUGUGCGUUGUGUUGUGUUGUCCGUUAAAUACACAAAAAAUUUGGACAUAGCUUACAACAGUUUUUGUUGUCUGGAAAAUGUACAACAUUUACAAGAGGUUUUAUUGCCUUGCUGGGUUCCUGCAGCCGGAGA
This is a messenger RNA of Amoebophrya sp. A25, 5897 nucleotides long. The record is from the annotation of a GenBank genome assembly. NCBI's taxonomy places the organism in Eukaryota, Dinophyceae, Syndiniales, Amoebophryaceae.